Messenger RNA from Thalassophryne amazonica, 2959 nucleotides. RefSeq names its product inter-alpha-trypsin inhibitor heavy chain H3-like. Gene Ontology annotation, biological process: hyaluronan metabolic process. The transcript has 23 exons. Gene Ontology annotation, molecular function: serine-type endopeptidase inhibitor activity. The record is from RefSeq and is a predicted model, not a curated record. The coding region runs from base 36 to 2795 and encodes 919 amino acids. NCBI's taxonomy places the organism in Eukaryota, Metazoa, Chordata, Actinopteri, Batrachoidiformes, Batrachoididae.
ACUGAAGUUGGUCAGUGUUCAGUGGAGGUUUGGUCAUGUCUGGACUUUUGGGCAUUCGAGUUCUGCUGCUGUGUGGCUGUGCCUGCCUUGCUCAAGGGGCACUUGUCAUCUCUCGACACCAUGCAGCUGCACAGGAGUCUGGAGGUGCUGCCAGAUCACUGCAGAAAAGAAGUACAAAUGAUGCAACGGUGGAGGUGUACAGCGUUACGGUGGACUGCACUGUCGCAUCUCGUUUUGCUCACACUGUCAUGACCUCCAAGGCUCUGAACAAAGCAAAUGUCUCACAGGAAGUUUUCUUUGAAGUGGAGCUGCCCAAGACUGCCUUCAUCACCAACUUCAGCAUGGAAAUUGAGGGACAGGUUUAUACCGGGGAGGUGAAGGAGAAAGAGAAAGCCAAGAAACAGUAUGAAAAAGCAGUUGCGUCGGGACAAACUGCAGGACUGGUCAAGGCUUCUGGAAGAAAGAUGGAGAAGUUCUCUGUGUCAGUCAACAUCGCAGCCAACAGUAACGUGACUUUCGUCCUGACCUAUGAGGAGCUCCUUCAGAGGAAUCUGGGCCAGUAUGAGGUUUUCACCCGGGUUAAACCCAAACAGCUUGUCAAGGAGUUUCAGAUUGUGGCAAAUAUCUACGAGCCCCAAGGCAUUGAAUUUGUUGAUGCCCAAGCAACCUUCCUCUCCAAUGAACUGCUCCCCCUGGUGGAGAAAACCGUCACCCACAAUAAGGCACAUAUCUCUUUCUCACCGACUCUGGACCAGCAGAGGAAAUGUCCAGGUUGUGAUGGCACACUGAUUGAUGGGGAUUUUGUCAUCAAGUAUGAUGUGAAGCGAGCUAAAACUCUGGGGGACAUUCAGAUUGUGAAUGGAUAUUUUGUACACUUCUUUGCUCCGUCUGACUUACCCAGAAUCCCAAAGAAUGUGGUGUUCGUCAUAGACAGGAGUGGCUCAAUGAGUGGAACAAAGAUGCGUCAGACCAGGGAGGCAAUGUUGGCCAUCCUUAAAGAUCUCCAUGAGGACGACCACUUUGCCCUCAUUCAGUUUGAUCAUAACAUCAAUGUCUGGAAGCAAUCUCUUAUGAAAGCAUCAAAGGACAAUGUGGUUGAGGCCUUGGCAUAUGUCAGAAACAUAAGGGACAAUGGAGCUACUGAUAUCAACGGUGCCGUGUUGAGAGGUGUGGAAAUGCUCAUAAAAGACAGGAAGGAGAAGAAGAUCCCAGAGAGAAGCAGUGAUAUGAUUAUUUUACUCACUGAUGGAAUGCCAAACUCUGGUGAGUUUCGCAUUGAUAAAAUCCAGGAGAAUGUACGGAACGCCAUCGGGGGCAAAAUGUCCUUGUUCUCUCUUGGAUUUGGAAACGAUGUGGAUUACUCUUUUCUGGAUGUGAUGAGCAAACAAAACAAGGGGCUGGCCCGCCGAAUCUAUGAGGCUUCAGAUGCUGCACUUCAACUCCAGGGGUUCUAUGACGAGGUUUCAAACCCUCUGCUUUUAGAGGUCGACCUGCGUUACCCUGAGAACGCAGUGGACUUUUUAACCACAAACCACUUCACUCAGUUGUUUAACGGCUCAGAGAUCGUGGUCGCUGGUCACUUGAGUGACAAUGACUUGGACAACUUCCUUGUAGAAGUGGUUGCUGUGGGGCCUGAAGAGAUCUUCCAGGUGCAGGGAAAGGCCAGCCCUCUGGACUGGAGUGUGACCUACCCUGAAGACAAAUACAUCUUUGGGGACUUUGCAGAGCGCCUGUGGGCUUACCUCACCAUCCAGCAGCUACUGGAGAAGAGCAAGAGUGACAGCCCAGAGGAGAAAGCAAAUGCCACAGCCAAAGCCCUGGAGAUGUCCCUGCGGUACAACUUUGUCACCCCUCUCACCUCUAUGGUCGUCACCAAACCUGAAACUGAGGAUGGCACAGACAGCCCUCUCAUUGCUGAUAAACUGACUGAAGAGCAACGACAACAGGCAGAUAGAAUGGCAGGUCGAGUUGGAUCCUAUCCAUCAUCCUAUCCAUCAUCCUAUCCAUCAUCCUAUCCAUCCUAUCAUUCUGCCCCAUCGGCACCCACAUAUUUUGUGGAUGGAGAUCCUCAUUUCAUGAUUGAGCUGCCGGACAGAGAAGACGCUCUGUGCUUCAACAUCAAUGACAAACCGGGCACCAUUUUUAACCUGGUCACAGACCCAAAAUCAGGUAUUUUGGUGAACGGCCGAACCAUCGGAGAUAAGAAAAUUCCUCCAGAUGGUCAAAUCAACACCUACUUUUCUCGUUUUGGCAUCAUCCACAAGACUCUGGGGGUGAGGCUGGAUGUGAGCACUGAGGAAAUCGCAGUGUUUCAGAACGACAAACGAGUCAAGCUGCUGUGGUCCGAUACAGUCUCUCUUAAAGGAACCAACGUGGAUCUUCUGUUGACCAAGGAUCGCAGCCUGACAGUAACUCUAAGAGAUUCUGUCAAGUUUGUCAUCCUGCUACACAAAGUGUGGGACAAGCACCCGUACCACAGGAACUACCUGGGUUUCUAUACUUUGGACACUCAUCUGCUGUCUUCCACUGUUCACGGCUUGCUAGGGCAGUUCUACCACGGCAUUGAAUACGAGGUGACAGACCUGCAUCCAGGAGAAGUCCCUGAGAAACCAGACGCCACCAUGUAUGUGAAAGGACAUGAGCUCAAUGUGACCAGAGGCUGGCAGAGAGAUUUCAGGAUGGACGUGAAGAACGGAGAGAAAGUUCCCUGCUGGUUCAUUCAUAGUAAUGGAACAGGUCUCAUCGACGGAGAGGCCUCAGACUACAUCGUGUCAGGCCUUUUUAAAUCCGUCUGAAAACAGCUCACAGAGUGUUUGUCACUGAACAUGGCAGACUCACAUUCAUGCAAUAAAUGUUCAGUUGUUUAAUUCAGCUGAUUAUGAAUUCACUGUUAUCAUGUACCAAAGGGAAAAAGGAUUGAUUCCAAACAUCCUGAAGACAUAAUUUCACGCAUCACUCA